UUUGGCUGGAAGCGCUCGGCGGAGUUUCAGAGAAAGUCUGGGCUGUAACCGGAGCCGGCCCGAACGUGGGAAGGGGAGGAGGAAAGGAAGAGGGAACGGGGAGGCCGGGAGAGGGAAGGAUCGGGACCGGGGGACGGGCCGUUCUGAACCUGCCGCGCGCCCCGCGGUGGGGGAGGCGGCGCGGGAGGAGCGUGAGGGGACGGGACAGUGGGGUCCGUCCCCGGAGCCGAGCAGCCGAGUACCUCGUUCCUCCGCCGCUCCCCGCCCUCUCCGGCGGUGGCGAGAACGGACCCACCCUCCGGCGGGACCUGCGCCCUGUCCUGCGCCCGCCGCCCAGCGACGCCCCGCGCUUCGCCGCCACCCGGGCGGCUCCUUGCGUGGCCCAGGACCUGCCCUGCGCCCGCACGAAACCCUCGCGGCUUCCCUGUUUUCCUCUGUGCGCCCCCCGCGCCGCGGGGAAGUGACCCACCCUCUCCAGAGGAGCGGGAAAGAGAGGAUCUCGCCGGGCGCAUCGAAGCCGAGAGGGGCGAGCCAGAGUGGGCGCCACGCGGGGGCAUUGUGUGUGUGUGUGUGUGUGUGUGUGUGUGUGUGUGUGCGCGCGCGUGCAACGUAGUGUCUGUUUCGGAAAGAGCUCUGGGGAGGUCCUGUUCCUAGGGGGCGGAGCGCAGGGGACCGAGGCUCGGCUCUGUGUCGGGGCACAGUGCCGCUGAGCCUGAGCGCUGCUGAAGCGGCCGGCGGGACGGCGCGCGUGGCGGCUAGGCGGGCGCACUGAAAGGAGGCCGGGGCGCCCUCGGCUCGGCGGCGACCCCUGCCCGGAGGUGCCGGCCUUGGCGGUUCUACCCGCUUCUGUUCACAUCUGCGGACCCGCGCGGGAGACACUCGGACACUCAGAGCCAGCGUGCGGCGGAGCGUCCCGUCUGCCCCGGCUGCGCCUCAGAAGAGCGAGGUCCUCGCCACCGCGCCGGCGGCAGGCGUCGGCUUUGUCGGGAGCGCGCCCGCCCGCCUCUCAGCUGCCCGGCCGGGAGCCGGAGAGGCGCGCACCAUGAGCGGCGGCGAAGUGGUCUGCUCGGGAUGGCUCCGCAAGUCCCCCCCGGAGAAGAAGUUGAAACGUUAUGCAUGGAAGAGGAGAUGGUUUGUGUUACGCAGUGGUCGCUUAACUGGAGAUCCAGAUGUCUUGGAGUAUUACAAAAAUGAUCAUGCCAAGAAGCCUAUCCGUAUUAUUGAUUUAAAUUUAUGUCAGCAAGUUGAUGCUGGAUUGACAUUUAACAAAAAAGAGUUUGAAAACAGCUACAUUUUUGAUAUCAACACCAUUGACCGAAUUUUCUACUUGGUAGCAGACAGUGAGGAAGAGAUGAAUAAGUGGGUUCGUUGCAUUUGUGACAUCUGUGGGUUUAAUCCUACGGAGGAAGAUCUUGUGAAGCCCCCUGGCAACUCUGCCCAGGCGCCAGCCGAUUUACCUUUGGCGAUCAACACAGCACCGCCGUCCACCCAGGUAGAUUCAUCCUCCGCUGCUCCACCUCCUCCCUAUCAGCUAAUUAAUCUUCCAUCACACCUGGAAACUGUUGGCAUCCAGGAGGAUCCUCAAGACUACCUCUUGCUAAUCAACUGUCAAAGCAAGAAGCCUGAACCCACCAGCCAAGGGUCAUCUUUUGUUUCUGAAGAAGGAGAGGAAUACCUACUACUAGAAGAUUUUGAAAGCAAAACGAUUCCGUUGCAAACACAUGCUGAUUCUGCAAAAUCCACCUCUUCUGAAACAGACUGCAAUGAUAACGUCCCUUCUCAUAAAAAUCCUGCUUCCUCCCAGAGCAAACAUGGAGUGAAUGGCUUUUUUCAGCAGCAAAUGAUGUAUGACUCUCCACCGUCUCGUGCUGCAUCUGUUUCUGUAGACUCCAGCCUUUAUAACCUGCCCAGAAGUUACUCCCACGAUGUUUUACCAAAGGUGUCUCCAUCAAGUACCGAGGCAGAUGGAGAACUCUAUGUUUUUAAUACCCCAUCUGGGACAUCAAGUGUAGAGACUCAAAUGAGGCAUGUAUCUAUUAGUUAUGACAUUCCUCCAACACCUGGUAAUACUUAUCAGAUUCCACGAACAUUUCCAGAAGGAACUUUGGGACAGACGUCAAAGCUAGACACUAUUCCAGAUAUUCCUCCACCUCGGCCACCGAAACCACAUCCGGCUCAUGACCGAUCGCCUGUGGAAACGUGUAGUAUCACACGCACGGCCUCAGAUACUGACAGUAGUUACUGUAUCCCUACAGCAGGGAUGCCACCAUCACGUAGUAAUACCAUUUCCACUGUGGAUUUGAACAAAUUGCGAAAAGAUGCUAGUUCUCAAGACUGCUAUGAUAUUCCACGAACAUUUCCAAGUGACAGAUCUAGUUCACUUGAAGGCUUCCAUAACCACUUUAAAAUCAAAAAUAUAUUGACAGUGGGAAGUGUAUCAAGUGAAGAACUGGAUGAAAAUUAUGUCCCAAUGAAUCCCAAUUCUCCUCCACGACAACAUUCCAGCAGUUUUACGGAACCAAUUCAGGAAGCAAAUUAUGUGCCAAUGACUCCGGGAACAUUUGAUUUUUCUUCGUUUGGAAUGCAAGUUCCUCCUCCAGCUCAUAUGGGCUUCCGGUCCAGCCCAAAGACCCCUCCCCGAAGGCCAGUUCCUGUUGCAGACUGUGAACCACCCCCCGUGGAUAGGAACCUCAAGCCCGACAGAAAAGGUCAAAGUCCUAAAAUUUUAAGACCCAAACCCCCUGGUUUAGAGCGAACUGAUUCACAAACCAUAGGUGACUUUGCUACAAGAAGAAAGGCCAAGCCAGCACCUUUAGAAAUAAAACCUUUGCCAGAAUGGGAAGAACUGCAAGCCCCAGUUAGAUCUCCCAUCACUAGGAGUUUUGCUCGAGAUUCCUCUAGAUUUCCCUUGUCUCCCCGACCGGAUUCCGUGCAUAGCACAACUUCAAGCAGUGACUCACACGACAGUGAAGAGAAUUAUGUUCCCAUGAACCCAAACCUAUCCAGCGAAGACUCAAAUCUUUUUGGCAGUAACAGCCUUGAUGGGAGAAGCAGUCCUAUGGUCAAGCCCAAAGGAGACAAGCAAGUAGAAUACCUAGAUCUGGAUUUAGAUUCUGGGAAAUCCACACCACCACGUAAGCAAAAGAGCAGUGGCUCAGGCAGCAGUGUAGCUGAUGAGAGAGUAGAUUAUGUUGUGGUUGACCAACAGAAGACUCUGGCUCUAAAGAGCACUCGGGAAGCCUGGACAGAUGGGAGACAGUCCACAGAAUCUGAAACACCAGCCAAGAAUGUGAAAUGAAAAUAUUGCUUCGCUGUUUCUGAAUAACGAGAACUGAAUUGUAAACAUAAAUCCUGUUUGAGAUGACCUGACACUUCUAUUCUAGGUAGAUCCUCAACUGAGUAGAAUUGAAGUCAGAGGACUUUUCACACAUAAUCAAGCAAUUUAGACUGUAAAUGGUGCUUUGUGGUAUCUCAACAAUCCAUAACAUGUAAAUAAUGUGGGAAAAUACUAUUGUUUAGCUCCCAGAGAAACAUUUGUUCCAUAGUUAACACACUUGUAGUAUUACUGUAUUUAUGCACUUUUUCAUUUAAAACGUUGGUUUGGGUAUUCCCAAAUGUUCCUUAACAUAAUUCCUUUGGGAGUUCUUGUUUUUCCUCACACUACUCUAUAUAACAAUACUAAGUUAACUAAGCUACUUUUAGAUUUGGAAAUUGCUCUUUAAACUGCACUCUAACAACAUUAAAAUGAGAAGUAGAUUUACAAUUUACCUGUCUACCUGAAACAUCAGGUGAUAGCCAUUAGCCUAAACUACACAAUAUAGACGGGCUCCUCAUUCACUGCGUUCCAAAGUGCUGAGGGUAAUAUAUGUACUGGUGUCAGGAGCUAAUUCUCUGGUUCAUGUACAUUUAGUUUUCAGUGGUGGAACUUUAUUAUAUUUUGUUAAUUACAGUGUUUUUGGUUCAUUGAGUGAAGAUUCUGCCAGGUGGGAUCUUGCACCUUGGGAAGACUGAAUAAUUACACUAUCAAGUAAGCCUAUAGAUCACUUACCGGCAUGCAGUGAUGAUGUGCUCUCACUUGUUAACAUGUAUUAAACUUUACAUUAUUUGCAAAGAUAGAUUAUAUAACCAGGUACGUACCAGGCACUGAUGUGCUAAUACACUGAUCAGGUUUAGACAAUGAGCUUUAGUUGUGUUCUUGUUAGUCCUAAUAUUGGUUUCCAAUUUGGACUUAAGGAAACAUUCACUGUUAGUUAUAGCAACAUACUGUGAUUUUUUUUAAUUAGACAGUAAUUCAGAUUUAUUACUCUAAGAAUGAAAUUCUAUCUUUUGACACCAUAGUGCCCUUUCUAUGAUUUUUUUUAACUUUACUUAAUAUUCUUCUUGGCCUUAUAUUUAAAUCCCUAUGCAAUUAAUAUUUUAUAUCUACAUUUUUUUAAAAAAAUAGAUGUUCUAUAAGUGAUUCUUGUAUGUAGCACCAGUUGCUUUUCCAGUAAAAGAAUUAAGGAUUUUGUACUGUGAUUUAUAUUCACUGCCCUAAUUUGAGAAAUUCUGGAGUAUUGUUAUAAUGUGAAAUCUUAGAGUCAUGAACCUCUUCCAACCAGAUGUCUGAAAUCACCAGAGGAAUUAUAUAAUUCUGUCUCACCUGUAAUACGGUCCUGUGAUACGGAUAUCAAAACCACAAAUUAUAUAUAGUGAGACUACAGUUGUAUUUAUCUGUUUUGGCUUUGCAGUGUAAUUUAGAAAGCAGGUAUAAUUUGUUUGUUUGCUUGUUUUUUUAACUAAGUUACAAACAAUCUCUUAUGUAUUGAUUUGGGACUUACUAACAGUUUUUGGAGGAGGCAGAGAUAAGAGUACCCACAGCUGAGGCAUGACUCCCUCCAUUCAGACCUCUAACUGUUGCCUGAACACACAGAUGUGCCCUGAUUUCUGGUCUUUUGGCCAUAGUACUGUGCCUAAUCAAUGUAAUGGGUUUAUUUCCCCAAUCCACGAACUAAAAUUGUUCAUAACAAGAUGAAUUGUAGACUAGUAACAUUUGAUGCUUUUAAAUGUUUGCUUCUUUUUAAACAAAAACUAAAACUCAGAAGUGAAUUUUCAGAUGGAUUUUUAAAUAAAAAAAGAUUGUUUGAAUUUGGUGUGCACAAGCUGUUUUGUAGUGAAACCACAAAAUAAAAUCCAAAGUUACUGAAAUGUGCCUAAACCAUUAAAACACACAACACAGUUGAUGUGUGAAGAUGCUAAAUUGUGUUAUGUGGAAGAUGAAUGUAUUUUCAGAAUUAUAACACAAUAAGUAUAUUAUUAAUUCAAAAAUGGAAUCUUAUCAGAAGAGUUCUAAGGCAAAUAGACUUUUAGUGCAGUUUUUCAAUUUUUUACAAGUUAUCCUUUUUGAAGACCUGCAGCAUUCUAAUUGGUCGAAGUUUUUCCCAUUGUGCAGAGUAAUCUAAUAACUGAAAUGUGUUAGUUUUAGCAAAUGGAAUCACAUUAUACAUCGUAUUAACAGAUUAAAAGAUAGUUUCUUACGGAGCAUUAUUUUCCAAACAUCUGUUGAAUAAAAUUUUGUGUAACCCCAACACAUAAAGCCUGAAAAGUUCGUUUUGUCAGUAUAAAUAUUUUGGGUUCACAUUUAAGUUUAUUUUAGUCCAUUACUAGGAAUAGAAUUUGUGAAUAACACAAAUGUGUAAUUGGCAUUAUAGAGUUGGUAGAAAACCUCAGCAGCCCAUUUAUUUUUAUAUCUUAUUUUAUUUGCAUACUAUGAAGAAAAUUUGGGUUCACACAAACAUAAGUAAGUGUAAAUAAUAGCAGGUUUUAAACACACAUCUCAGGAGGUUCUUUAAUUAGAGAUAGCUGAAGUUAUAUUCCAAGGUUUAAAAAAAAUAAAUUAUUCUGGUAGUAGAAGUUAAUACAUAAGCAUUCUCCAGUAUGGUUUAAAAAAAAGGGGGGGGGAUAUUUAACACAUUAGAAUGUGCAUUUUUAGUAAGUUUUCAAAACUUAAUUUGAUUCAAACCUUUUGAAAACCCUAAUCACCUCCAAGAAGCUGAGUUUUGGCCCAGUGAGGGUUGAAAGCCACUGGUUAAUCAUGUGACAAAAGUCAGAAGUCUUUUUCUCCCACAUGUUUGAUGUUCUUACUUUCUAUUCCUUAUUUUGAAAAACUGUAAAAUCUUAUGAAGGUUUGAAUACCAAAGCACAGUUCUGCUUUCAAGAAUUGAAAUUUAAACUUGAAUAAUUUAAGCUACUUAAGCCACAAAAGGUAUCACUUAGUAAGCUAUAAAAGAUGAUUUUAAUCUACACUCUAGUUUAUACAGUUUCAUCUUUAUUUUCAUCAAUACCAUAUAAGCUACUGUGAGCAUUUUAGAGAAUUCCAUAAAGGUACUAUGAAUGUGUGUGUGUGUGUGUGUGUGUGUGUGUGUGUGUGUGUGUAGCAUUGUAUUUAAUCCUAGACUAAAUUUGAUACAGAAAUACUGCUAUACUUGCAUCUUAAGGUCAUGCAUCAAUUUCUUCUGGACUCUUUGUAUUUAAUUAAUGGGGGUCACAAUCUUCGUAUUCAUAAAUGCAUUUAAACUGGAAAUUGAACACCAGUGUUUGUCUUUCUUUUUCUACUAGUAGGAAGUUGUCUGCUUACCCCCUUUAGUGAAAACGGUAUUUUUGAUGUUUUUUAAAAUGUUAGCUACUUUAUGCCUGUACUAUAGACACUGAUCAUAAUUCUUGGAUGCUUUCAAACACUCUUAGUGCCUCUUUCUUUGGCCCAUUGAAAGUACUGGUUAGUAGUAUUUUGAAUGAAUACAAAGCCAGUAAAGUUAUAGAGACAACGAGGUGAGCCUGUCCUUCCUAAUCCUGUCCUGGGUCAUUCCCGUAGGUCUUGUCCUUUAUUGUCAGAUAAGCAAUCAGCUCCAUAGCAGGGAUUGUACAUAUGACCAAAUCAAGUGAUUACAGGGAGAGAGACUUCUAUCCUAGGGUAAGACUUAUUGUCAGUAACAUCUGAUAUGUUAUAUGUAAAUCUGUAUGUAAUUUAAAAUACAGCUCUUAGAUGAAAAGCCAUGGUGUAUAUAAAUAAUGUAGACAUUAUGGACUUGAUAAGAUGAAAAGUUGAUUGUUGGUUUGUGGAGAUAAUUGGUUUUUACUCCGACUAAAUAUGUUUAUUACUACAACUUGAAAUAAUUUAGUUUGUCUUCUCUUCCAUAGACGUAACUUUCUUUCGGUUCAUUAUAAUGUCUGUUAUGAGUCUCAACAAACUGUUUAGUCAGCGGAUUAACGUAGCUUCUACUUUCUUAACAUAGAAAGACAUGGACUUGUGUGAGUUGUUGUAAUCUGAAUCAAUUGUUGAUAAUCAUCCCAAAUUUCAACAGCAAAAUCUUAUGUAUAAGUUUAUUUUUCCCUCUUGCACAACUUCUUUUGUAAAGAUCCAAUUGUAGAUAUUUUCUGCUACCAAAUAAAACUUUUCAAACA
Leopardus geoffroyi (Geoffroy's cat) is the source of this 7440-nucleotide messenger RNA. It is a transcript of the gene GAB1, whose product is annotated as GRB2 associated binding protein 1. NCBI's taxonomy places the organism in Eukaryota, Metazoa, Chordata, Mammalia, Carnivora, Felidae. The transcript is spliced from 12 exons. The record is from RefSeq and is a predicted model, not a curated record. Bases 1043 to 3298 code for a protein of 751 amino acids.